Messenger RNA from Psilocybe cubensis, 765 nucleotides. RefSeq lists its product as uncharacterized. The transcript is spliced from 4 exons. Gene Ontology annotation, biological process: cytoplasmic translation. NCBI's taxonomy places the organism in Eukaryota, Fungi, Basidiomycota, Agaricomycetes, Agaricales, Agrocybaceae. Gene Ontology annotation, molecular function: structural constituent of ribosome; RNA binding. The coding region runs from base 1 to 765 and encodes 254 amino acids. The record is from RefSeq and is a predicted model, not a curated record. Gene Ontology annotation, cellular component: ribosome; cytosolic large ribosomal subunit.
AUGGGUCGGGUUAUCAGGGCACAAAGGCGCUCGCACGCCAUCUUCAAAUCCCACACUCACCACAACAAGGCCCCCGCCCGUCUGCGUAACCUCGACUUCGCAGAGCGCAACGGCUACAUCCGCGGUAUCGUUAAGGAGAUCAUCCACGACGCCGGGCGUGGUGCUCCCCUCGCCCGUGUAGUCUUCCGUGAUCCCUACCGCUACAAGCAGCGCACCGAGACCUUCAUCGCCACCGAGGGCCUCCAUACCGGCGCCUUCGUUUACUGCGGCAAAAAGGCCACUUUGGCCGUCGGCAACGUCCUCCCCGUCGCCCAAUGCCCUGAGGGAACCAUCAUCUGCAACGUCGAGGAGAAGACCGGUGACCGCGGCGCGCUUGCCCGCACCUCUGGCAACUACGCCACCAUCAUCGGCCACAGCCCCGACGACAACAAGACCCGCAUCCGUCUGCCCUCUGGCGCCAAGAAGACCGUCUCGGGAGACGCCCGUGCCACCGUUGGAAUCGUUGCUGGAGGAGGAAGGAUUGACAAGCCCUUGUUGAAGGCUGGUCGUGCGUACUACAAGUUCAAGGCCAAGCGCUACAACUGGCCUCGUACUCGUGGUGUGGCUAUGAACCCCGUGGACCAUCCUCAUGGUGGUGGUAACCACCAGCAUAUCGGAAAGGCUUCCACCAUUGCCCGCUCCGCUGUUCCUGGACAGAAAGUCGGUCUCAUUGCCGCUCGCAGGACUGGUCUGCUACGUGGUACCGUCAAAGUCAAGGAAGUUUAG